AUGCCCUUCCUCGUUGAACCUCCUUCAUUUCUCUCCGACCUUUUUUUCACCUGCGCUCUUUAUUCCGUGUACAAUAAAUACCACUGGAAGCAAUCCCGACCGUCCUGCUCCUUAUCUCUCGCUCAACGCUCCCCUCCACGUUUCAAGUUUCCCCGCACCACUCCGGCCGCCAUGCGCAUUACAGUGAACGUAAUCCGACCGGAUCAAGCUGAUCUGGAUCUCAUUCCUCUUGUGGUCGGUCCCGACAUGUCGAUCGAGCUCCUUAAAAGCAUCGUCGAAAGCGAAACAUCCAUUCCUCCUUCCUCCCAAAGACUCGUCUACAAUAAUCAGCUACUCGGUGAUGACUCCAAGACUCUUGAACAGGUUGGAAUCGGAGAGGGGGACAUGCUAGGGGUCCACGUUACGACGCUUCGGGGACCGCCAGCGCAGCCUCGCAGUGCAGGCGGCCCAAGUCCCUCCCCGCAGCAGAUUCAGCGACGGCAGCAGCAAAUGAAUCCCGAUCCCGAGAUGAUCCGACUGCACAUCCUUGGUGAUCCCCGUGUGCGCGAUGCCGUGCGACAGCGAAAUCCCGAGCUGGCAGAUGUUGCCCACGAUCCUCAACGAUUCCGGGAGGUCCUCCUCAGUCAGCAGCGGCAGGAAUCUCAGAGAGAGGCGGAGAAGGAAGCCCGCAUCGCGAUGCUAAAUGCCGAUCCAUUCAACCCAGACAACCAAAAGGAAAUCGAGGAAAUCAUUAGGCAAAAUGCGGUGACGGAGAACUUGCAUAAUGCAAUGGAGCAUCACCCGGAAUCAUUCGGCCGCGUGACGAUGCUAUAUAUUCCCGUAGAGGUCAAUGGCCAUAGAGUCAACGCAUUCGUCGAUUCUGGCGCUCAGGUAACGAUCAUGUCGCCCGAUUGCGCGACCGCGUGCAACAUCAUGCGCCUGGUGGACACAAGAUACGGAGGAAUCGCAAAAGGUGUCGGAACAGCGAAUAUCCUGGGUCGAGUGCACUCCGCUCAAAUCAAGAUCGGCCAAAUGUUCUUACCCUGCUCCUUCACCGUCAUGGAAGGAAAACACAUCGACCUCCUCCUGGGGUUGGACAUGUUAAAACGACACCAGGCUUGCAUUGAUCUGAAACAAGGCGCGCUCGUGAUUCAGGACCAAGCCGUCCCUUUUCUCGGCGAGGCGGACAUCCCCAAACACCUCCUGGAGGAGUUUGAAGACGAGCCCGUGAUCAAGGGGGCCGAUGGCGCCGAGGUCGGCGCUCGUACAGGCGCUGUCACUCAUCAAGCUGGCGGCCAGGGUCAAGCCCAGAGUGCCGGUGGCCCUCGCCCUGCCGCGCCCACACCAUCUUCGUCUCGUCCUGCUCCUUCGCAGCCGCAACCAUCACGCUAUCCUGAGGCUGCCAUUGCGAAGAUCACGGAACUUGGAUUUACCCGCGACGAGGCCAUUCGUGCUCUCGAAGCAGCUAACGGGGACCUUGAAGGGGCUAUUGGGUUUUUGAUAUGA
Aspergillus calidoustus is the source of this 1485-nucleotide messenger RNA. Lineage: Eukaryota; Fungi; Ascomycota; Eurotiomycetes; Eurotiales; Aspergillaceae. The record is from the annotation of a GenBank genome assembly.